Messenger RNA from Pelobates fuscus (common spadefoot toad), 3276 nucleotides. RefSeq names its product serine/threonine-protein kinase N2-like. Gene Ontology annotation, cellular component: cytoplasm; nucleus. The record is from RefSeq and is a predicted model, not a curated record. NCBI's taxonomy places the organism in Eukaryota, Metazoa, Chordata, Amphibia, Anura, Pelobatidae. Gene Ontology annotation, molecular function: protein serine/threonine kinase activity; ATP binding. Gene Ontology annotation, biological process: signal transduction; protein phosphorylation. The transcript is spliced from 20 exons. Bases 1 to 3276 code for a protein of 1091 amino acids.
AUGCCCCACCCUAGCGACGCCACUGCUAGCUCCUCCUUUCAGUCCUCCUUGAAUCCUCUAGAGGAGGAAUUAGAAAAUGGACAAAAGGAAUCGCUCACUGAGAGCACAGAACUGCGUGUCGGAAAAGGAUGCGUGUCUGAAAAGUGUGCCACCAACGUCAGCGGAACACAAGUAAUCGAUGUUAUCGAGCAAGGAGCAGGGGCACACCCAGAUGGUCCCCAGAUUCCAGUUGCUUCUGAUAGUGAUUCAUUCUCCUCACCAGAUGAGGACAAGUUAGCCACUUUUGAGAAACAACUCGAAGAUGAGUACAAAGUUAAGAGCGAAGCAGAAAAGCUGAUAAAGGCGUAUUCUACCGACCGCUCCAAAGAUCAGAAACAUCUCAGUGAUGCUCAGAAAAUACUCCAUGACAGCAAAAGAAAAAUAGAAAUUUUGCGCAUGUUGAUUCUCCAACAUAAAGAAACACCUACAAUAAGUCCAUUGGAGAAACGCAUUGAGGAGUUGAGCCACCGAUUUGCGAUCGAGCGUGCCGUGGCUGAAGGAGCCAAACAUGCCACCCAGAAAUUGGAUGGAAAGCCGCUUGUUGAGGCACAAUCAAUACUACAGGCGUCAAAUGAAAAGCUGGACCUCCUUAAAUAUUCCUUGCAGGAACGAGUGAAAGAACUUCCUGAUGGCCACCAUAGGAAGAGUAUAACCACCGAGGAACUGUCCCUUGGUUCAGUCAAAUCCAAGUCCAUAGCACUAACCGGUACUCUGAAAGUGCGAGUAAAGGGCUGUCACGGUAUUCUGGAGAAUGUACCUGGCAGACUAAAGGACCCGUCAGAUGUUCUCCCUGGCAGGAGUCCACGUCGAGGAAGAUUCUUAUUAAUGAACCGGAUCAGAAGAAACAACCGUGGCAGCAAUCAGAACAUCCAAGAGACUUUUGACUUUUCUAAAUACAGGAGAUUAGACUCCUUUGAUGAAAGCAAACCUCUAGAGCUUUGUGUAAAGCUAAUAGAUGAACCUUUAUAUUGUGAAGUCCGUACUCAGCUGAAGAUCGAUCAUAUUCCAGUGGGUUCAACAAGUUGGAAAACUGUUUCUAACCCAUCCUGGAAUAAGACAUUUAAACUGGAUUUAGAUAAGUCUCGGGAGCUAGAAAUAUCCUUAUAUUGGCAUGAUCAGAGAUCACUGUGUGCCACAAAGACUCUGAAGUUGGAAGAAUUCCUGUUGAACCCCAAACAGGAACUGUGUCUACAACUGGAACCACAGGGCACCCUUUUCAUCAAGGUGACGUUUUCCAGUCCUUUCACCCAGAAAAGGCCAAAGCUUCAAACAAUUAAGAAAUUAAUCUCCUCAAAACAAGAGGAGACCACCGAACCAGCUCCACUGGAGGAUGCAGCUAUUGAUGCUCAUUCGCUGCCAGAAUCGGAUACUGAGAGCGUGGAUUCAUCGGCGCCGGCUGUGGAUACUGAAACGGAAAAGACCAUCCAGCCAGCUCCAGAAGAAGAUGUUGUUACUGACAAUCCUAUAUUGCCAGUAGCCACUGAGAGCAUGCGUCCAUUAACACCUGAUGCUGAUACCAUUACAGAAGAGACCUUCCAACCACCUCCAGUGGAAGCUACAACUAUUGACAAUGUACCAGUAGUGGACACUGAGAAUGUGGAUUCAACACUACCAGCUAUCAACACCAUUAGUACAGAAACUAUCCAACCACCUCCAGUGGAAGCUAGAAUUUUUGACAAUGCUCCACUGCCAGUAGCAGUAGAGGACUCUGUGAGCAUGGAACCAUUACCACCAGCUAUUGUAAGCUUGCUAGAAAUGACAAUCCAACCAGCUCUAGAAGUUGAUUUAGUUACUGACCCUACUCCAUUGCCAGUAAAGGACACGGACAGCGUGGAGCCAUCGGUGCCAGCUGUUGAUGAAAUUACAGAAAAGACAAUUCAACCAGCUCCAGAGGAGGAUGCAGCUAUUAAUCCUCAAUCACUACCAGUAGAGGACUCUGAGAGCAUGAAGCCAUUGCUGCCAGCUGACGAUGAAGAUACAGAAAAGACAAUCCAACCACCUCCAGAGGAGGAUGCAGCUAUUAAUCCUCAAUCACUACCAGUAGAGGACUCUGAGAGCAUGAAGCCAUUGCUGCCAGCUGACGAUGAAGAUACAGAAAAGAUAAUCCAACCAGCUCCAGAGCAGGCUGUAGUAAUUGACACGCCUCAAGUGUCAGCAGUGGACAAUAAGAAAGUGGAAUCAUCACCACCUGGUGCUGCUACUGAUAUGGAAAAAAACAUCCAAACAUCAACAGAGAAAGAUGCAGUUAUUGAUAUUGAUAACAUUGCAGAAGAAACCACUGGACCACCAAAGGGUUUAGUUCGUGACGCUGUUCCAUUGGCAGAAGCAGAUGUGGAAAAUCCAUCAUCAUCAGCUGGUAUUCAGCAAGGAGCUCGGCUGAGCAUUCAGGAUUUUGAUUGUCUCUGUGUGCUGGGAAGAGGAGCAUUUGGAAAGGUGGGUUAUGGUGUGAAUUCCACUUUCAAUAUAAAAGGUGUCAAGAUAAAUGCUAGGCUUAUAUGUGAAAAGGAAAUCCUACAGACUGUGAGCGAAGUACAGCAUCCUUUCCUUGUUAACAUGUUGGCAAGUUUCCAGACUCAGGGUCAUUUUUGUUUUUUAAUGGAGUAUGCCGCUGGUGGGGACUUAAUGACCGAUAUUAGGAACAACAACUUUCAGCCAUUUUCCACAACCAGAGCUGUGUUUUAUGCGGCGUGUUGUGUGCUCGGCCUGGAUUUCUUGCAUCAAAACGAUAUUGUUCACAGAGAUCUCAAAUUGGAAAACAUUGUAAUUGACAUAGAUGGAUUUGCCAAAAUUACAGACUUUGGUCUUAGUAAACAAGGAUUAAAGUUCCUGCUUCUAAGCAGUACUACUCUUAUGGCUUAUCAUGCUAUAAUGAUUCCAUUGUGUGUGAAUGUGGGCUCGGGCAGUUUGAUUUGUAAGGCUCUGGAAACACAGCUGGUCCUGUGUGAAUAUUCGCUUUUGCAUAAAGAUCCCAAAGUCCGUCUAGGAGCCAGCGAGAAUGAUGCCUGGGAUCUGAAGAGCCACCCUUUUUUUAAACAAAUAGACUGGUUCGCAUUAUUGUUUAAGAGUGUCAGGCCGCCAUGCGUACCAUCCAUCGAGGGACCAGACGACGUCCGCUACUUUAAUAGAAUGUACACAUCAUGCGCCCCCAUUCUGACACCGCCAGGCGAGUCUGAGUCACUAUCUGAUGUAGAGCUGGAGCUAUUCAAAGAUUUUGACUGGGUUUCCGAUAGGAUUUAA